Protobothrops mucrosquamatus (brown spotted pit viper) is the source of this 1515-nucleotide messenger RNA. RefSeq names its product PHD finger protein 1 (gene PHF1). Gene Ontology annotation, cellular component: nucleus. NCBI's taxonomy places the organism in Eukaryota, Metazoa, Chordata, Lepidosauria, Squamata, Viperidae. The transcript is spliced from 14 exons. Gene Ontology annotation, molecular function: DNA binding; chromatin binding. The coding region runs from base 1 to 1515 and encodes 504 amino acids. The record is from RefSeq and is a predicted model, not a curated record. Gene Ontology annotation, biological process: regulation of DNA-templated transcription; chromatin organization.
AUGGUGGCCCUGGCCGAGGACCGGCGUCGUCCUGUGGACGCCCUCCGGCAGGUGUGCCUGGUGCAGUUCGAGGACGACUCGCAGUUCCUGGUCCUGUGGAAGGACAUUAACCCGGCCGCCGUCCCGGGGCAGGAGCCCGCCUGCUGCGUCUGCCGCUCGGAGGCCUCCGGGCCGGAGAACCGCCUGGUCAGGUGCGAGAAAUGCAGCCACGCCUACCACCAGGAAUGCCACCUGCCCCGCGUGCUCAGCGAGGCCGCCUGGACCUGCCGGCAGUGCGUCUUCGCCGUGGCCACCAAGCGCGGGGGGGCCCUGAAGAAGGGGCCCUACGCCAAGGCCAUGCUGGGCAUGAAGUUGGUGCUGCCCUACCAGCUGAAGUCGCUCGAGUGGGACGCCGAGCACCUCACCAACCGGCAGCAGUGCUACUGCUACUGCGGGGGCCCCGGCGAGUGGAACCUGAAAAUGCUGCAGUGCAGCCCCUGUGGGCAGUGGUUCCACGAGGCCUGCACCCAGUGUCUGAGCAAGCCCCUCCUCUACGGGGACAGGUUCUACGUCUUUGAAUGCUGCGUCUGCACCGGAGGGCCCGAGAGCGUUCAGCGCCUGCCCUUGCGUUGGGUGGACGUGGCCCACCUGAUCCUCUACCACCUCAGCAUCUGCUGCAAGAAGAAAUAUUUUGAUUUUGAGCGAGAGAUCCUGCCGUUCGCCAGCGAGAACUGGGACAGCCUUCUAUUGGGAGAGCUCUCCGAGACGCCCAAAGGGGAACGCUACAAUCAGCUGCUGAGUGCCCUGACCGGCCACAAGGACAGGUUCAUCUCCGGGAAGGAAAUCAAGAAGCGCAAGGGGCUCUUUGGGUUGCACCUGCGAGUCCCGCCCCCUGCCCCCCAAGCCCCAGAGACCCCCGGGCCCUUCCUCCUCGCCGAGAGCAGGUGUGGGUCGGGGCCGCAGCCCAGGAGAGACAGGCGCCAUCGCCCGAGGGCCCCGGGGGCAGCCUCCAGCACGGAGCAGCGCAGCGCCAGGGAGAGGGAGCGGCUGAGCAGGGCCCUCACUCAGGAGCUGGCGCAGAGCCCUCCGGUCAGCCCUAACGAGAGCUACGGCGGCUACGGCGGCGCCUGCAGCAGCUACAACUUCCGCCGCACGGACGCCCGUUGCCAGGACAGCACCCCGAUCCGGAUGUUCGCCUCCUUCCAUCCCUCGGCCAACACCGCAGGGACCUUGAGGAGCGAUGAGCCCCCCCUUGACUUCUGCGUGGCAGCCACGCCCGCCGCAGAGCAGCAGAGCCCGGAGCGUCCUGCCCCCGCCUUCCUGCCCUGCCCAGCGCCCCCCCUCAAACGCCAAGCCGCGCCCCCUCCCCUGCCCCCCACCGUGCCCCCCUCUCUCUGCGCCCCAGCCAGCACCAGCUACUUCGGGGUGAUGGGCCGGCUGGCGCGGGGGGAGGCCGUCCGCAUCCUGGCCCGUCGCAUCGCCACGGACGGCACCGUCCAAUACCUGGUGGAGUGGGACGGGCGGGGCAUGUUCUAG